This is a messenger RNA of Trematosphaeria pertusa, 3011 nucleotides long. RefSeq names its product cora-domain-containing protein. The record is from RefSeq and is a predicted model, not a curated record. Lineage: Eukaryota; Fungi; Ascomycota; Dothideomycetes; Pleosporales; Trematosphaeriaceae. Bases 83 to 2686 code for a protein of 867 amino acids. Gene Ontology annotation, cellular component: plasma membrane. Gene Ontology annotation, molecular function: magnesium ion transmembrane transporter activity. Gene Ontology annotation, biological process: intracellular magnesium ion homeostasis; magnesium ion transmembrane transport. The transcript is spliced from 3 exons.
AACUGCGUCGCCGAGCGGACCCCUCGCUGACACCCUCGUAUCCGACUCCCCGCCCAGCGUUUAACCUCGAGCAAGGCCCACAAUGGCGGCCAAUACUCGACGAGUCGGCGGGGAACCGUCCAACGCCCAGAAUCCAGGCUCUGCCUCAUACGCAUCAAUUGCUGCUUCGAACACGCAGAACACAGCGCAAGAUCCCUCGGGGGGCUCUCCUUCUCCGGCGAAGAAGCGCAAGCAUCGUGGCGGCAAGAAGCGACGAAAUCGGCGGCAGUCGUUCGCCGCGACCGCAGAGACAAUGGACGCGGGAGACAUUCCGGACACGCCGCGUCCCAGCUUGGUCGACGUCGGCCAGUCGUCGUCGCGGGGGAGCUCCAGCUUCUACCGCCUGCACUCGAAUCGCAGCGGUGACAGCCUGGACAGCGAGGCGCUGUUGGACCAUCGCGACCAGCCGCCCACGCUACAGACGCGCCGCCAGAGCGUCCAGAUGUCGUCUAUACUCGGCGCACGCCCAAGCCAGCCCUUCGCCAACUCUCCCCAGCGCCGUGCCGCCCAGUACCCCUUCGGCCGCUCGAACUUGUCCCAGCAGCAGCGGGCGCAGGAUAGCGAGCCCGAGGACGACGAUGCCGACGACCAGACGCCUCUGAUGAGCUCCUCUCAGCGAGAUAUCAGGACUGGCACAAGUUAUGGCGGCGCCAGCGGGCACUCGGGCGGGGGCCGGCUGCGCAGGGGCAGCAGGUCGUCCGCGUCGAGCGGGAAGCGGGCACCGCAGCUCGCGGCCGCCAUGCAACACCACUCGCAGACCAACCUCGGCGACUACAGCGUGAACAACCCGCCCUCUGUACCGGCCAGUCCGGUCCUGGGGCCCGAUACCGCAUACGACGAUGUCAUGCUUCCUCCCGACCUAGAUAAUGGGGGUUCGUCGACUAGCAGAAACAGGUCCCGCGAUAUGCUCAUCGACAUAGACGAGGAACCCACCCCCCAGCCGGGCUUCGAGUCGACACCCACUUCACCUCCGGGCGGCGAGUUCCGCCGUCGCAUGACCCUGCAAGCCGCCGAAGAUGUGUGCUUUCCACAGGACAUGUCGGAAAUUGGCCAUGAAGACUACAUGCAUCGCCCAGAAAGCGGCGAUGUACGAGGUCGCCGCCGACGCCGUCGCUGGCCCGAUCUGGGUGUGCUGGAAGACUGGUCUCAUGAAGAAAAGGAACAGCGGACCAUGGAAGGCAUGCGCAUGCGCAAAGUCAGCGAGCCGCUCAUGGUGGAGGGCCGGCUGCGCCCGCAGAAACGCGCGUGGCACAGGGACGCAGACGACGCCCCUUACCGCUUCACCUAUUUUAACGAGGAGUUUGAGAAUACCAUUCACAGCCAGACUAUCAGUGAGCUUGUCCAGCCGGGUCAGACGUUCAGGACCCUCUUCAUCCCCGAUCCUCCUGUCGUUGAAGAUACCUCGGACUCAGAGACGGACGAGGACGACGACAUCACUCCGAUGACCAGAGAAACCACACUGGACCGUGCGACCGCCAACGGACAUUCUCGAACAAGCACCCAGACCACUAACAAAUUGGAUCCCAAGCAGUCAUCUUCCGGUGAGCAGACGCGCUCAAACACCCCAGGCCACACUCCCACACCAAAGCCGGACCAGGAGAAGCCAAAGCGAUACGGCCCGCGGCCAGCAUUCUGGCUAGACGUCAUGUCGCCUACCGAUGCCGAGAUGAGAGUCAUUUCGAAAGCGUUCGGGAUCCAUCCCUUGACGGCUGAGGACAUUCUGAUGCAGGAGCAGCGUGAGAAAGUCGAGCUCUUCAAGCAUUACUACUUUAUCAAUUAUCGCACCUUUGAACAAGACGAGAACAGCGAAGACUAUCUCGAACCCGUCAAUCUGUACGUGGUAGUCUUCCGCGAGGGCGUCAUUAGCUUCCACUUCUCCAUGACCCCGCAUCCUGCCAAUGUCCGCCGCCGUAUCCGCCAAUUGAAGGACUACCUCAUCCUCUCACCGGACUGGAUCUCCUACGGCAUCAUCGACGACAUUACGGACGCCUACGCGCCCCUCAUCCAGCGCAUCGAAGAAGAAGUCGACGACAUUGACGAGGCCAUCCUGCGUUCGUAUUCGAUGGAGGAAGAGCAGGAGGCCGAGAAGCGCGAAUCGUCCUCCUACAACAACCCACAUUAUGAAAAGGAGCCGGAUGGCACACGUGUGACUCGGGAAGGCGGACGGGACAUGCUGCGACGAGUCGGCGAGUGCAGAAAGAAGGUCAUGAGCUUGUAUCGCUUGUUGAGCACCAAAGCGGAUGUCAUCAAGGGCUUUGCGAAACGCUGCAACGAGCAGUGGGAGGUUGCCCCACGCAGUGAGAUCGGGUUAUACUUGGGAGAUAUCCAAGAUCACAUUGUCACCAUGACUGGGAAUUUGACUCACUACGAAAACCUACUGUCUCGCUCGCAUAGCAACUACCUCGCCCAUAUUAACAUCCGUAUGAAUGAGCGCCAAGAGAAGACUUCCGAUAUCCUGGGCAAGCUUACUGUUCUCGGUACCAUCGUCCUGCCAAUGAACGUUAUCACGGGUAUCUGGGGAAUGAACUGUCUUGUGCCAGGCCAAGACAUCGAGAACUUGAACUGGUUCUGGUGCAUCACCUCUGGAUUGGUGAUGUUCGGUCUGCUCUGUUUCCUCAUUGCUAAGAGGGUGUACGGCAUUAUGUGAAUGGAUUAGAAGUGCGGGAAAAAGUUUGUAGCAGAGUUGAGUACAUUGGCAUACGCAGCCGGAGUUCUGGGCUUGAUUUCGCAUCGCCGGCUUUGACGCCACUUGCAUUAGAUUGAUCUGCGUUUACAUGCAUCUCGUGCGCUGUAGAGUACUAUACAUGUCUCCUUGCUUACCGCAUUGCUCAUAUCGCAGAAGAUCCAUGUCUCCGUCGCGGUUGUUUGUUCGAUUAGAAAUGUACACUACUGUAGAAUGAGGGGUUUUGUUCCUAAACGAAUUCCGCCACGUGUCUGCCUGGCGAGUCCAUGAACUACAUUGCACCAGCGAG